Amborella trichopoda is the source of this 1083-nucleotide messenger RNA. It is a transcript of the gene SAG20, whose product is annotated as senescence associated gene 20. The record is from RefSeq and is a predicted model, not a curated record. NCBI's taxonomy places the organism in Eukaryota, Viridiplantae, Streptophyta, Magnoliopsida, Amborellales, Amborellaceae.
CGCGUUUGCUGACGAUCCCCUUCCAUUUCUUGCUCGAGCUACACUUUUUCUUCUCUGCAUUUCCCCUGAAAAACAACCUUAUUCUCCCCCCUCUUUCUCUCUUCACCCAUCUCUCUCUAGACUUUCUCUUUCGUCACUCUCUUCGUUUUCAGGCGUCUUUCUCUCUCUAGACUUUCUCUUUCCUCUCUCUCUUCGUUUUCAGGCAAGAACUGGCGGCUCAGGCAGAGGAGAUAAGCCUGGAGGAUCAGGUCAGUGAGCGGGCGGUCCUGGCGUUUUACGAGGCCCUGGCGGCCGGCGAUGCGGGCAAGCUGCAGCAGCUGCUCGCCCCCGAUCUAGAGUGGUGGUUUCACGGUCCACCCACGUUCCAGCACUUGAUGCGCUUUCUCUCUGGAAAAGGCUCCCUCGGCUCGUUCACCUUCUCGCCUCAGUCGGUGGCCUCUCUCGGCCCCGUUGUCAUCGCAGAGGGUCGCUCUUUCUCUACCUUCUGGGUUCACGCUUGGACUGUGAGAGAUGGGGUAAUCACUCAGCUCCGAGAGUAUUUCAACACUUCUGUCACCGUGACUCGAUUCUCGGAGGCCAACCCAAGUGCCGAUUCUUCUCUCUCUGGCCGGCCUGCUUCCCUCUCGAAAUCGGCUUCUCUCUCUAACCCGGUUCGCUCGUCUCUCUCCAAUUCGAGCACUGCGGUGCUGAAUUGCUCGCCGGUUUGGGAGAGCAGUCUGCCAGGUGCGGGCGGGAGGUCGGUUCCUGGCCUUGUCCUCGCAAUCUGAUCUCUCUCUCUAUAAUAAAUCUGGUGCCCUAGAAUUCGCACUUCUUAAGAGCAUUCUGAAUAAAGCGUUAGAGGUGUUCUGGAUUGAACAAUUGGGGUAGAGAGAUGUAAGGGAUUUGAUUGGUUUAGAUUUAGGUUUGAUUUUGCUUUUGAGUGUGUUUACUUGUGAGAGAUUGUCUGGUUUGUUUUUUUGAGUCUGUUUGGGUUUUUGUCCAUAGUUUUGUUUGACAGAAAUAUGUUUGCUGGUAUUUUGGAGUCCAAUAUGGCAUGUUAUGGUGUCCCUUUUUUAAUAAAACGUAUGUUAUGGUUUGAUAUAA